This is a messenger RNA of Penicillium subrubescens, 1431 nucleotides long. RefSeq names its product glycoside hydrolase family 5 protein. The transcript has a single exon. The record is from RefSeq and is a predicted model, not a curated record. Gene Ontology annotation, molecular function: beta-glucosidase activity. Gene Ontology annotation, biological process: glucan catabolic process. The coding region runs from base 1 to 1431 and encodes 476 amino acids. Gene Ontology annotation, cellular component: extracellular region; cell surface. Lineage: Eukaryota; Fungi; Ascomycota; Eurotiomycetes; Eurotiales; Aspergillaceae.
AUGACGGGCUUCCUACGGGUCGAAGGGACGAAAAUCGUCAACGAAGAUGGCAAACCAGUUAUCCUUCGUGGCGCUGCUACUGGAGGUCACCUCAACAUGGAGAACUUUAUCACUGGCUACGCCGGACACGAGACCGAGCACAAAGAAGCUAUGUUGAAAGUGAUGGGUCAAGAGAAAUAUGAUUUCUUCUGGGACAAAUUCUACGAUUAUUUCUGGACGGACAAGGAUUCGGAAUUCUUCGCUGCUUGCAACCUCAAUUGCCUCCGUAUCCCGUUUAAUCAUCGCCAUUUCAUCGAUGAUCGGGACUUGACCAAGAUCAAUCCCAAUGGCUUCAAACUGCUUGAUCGGGUGGUGGAAAGUUGUGCGCGAUUCGGCAUCUAUACUGUCUUGGAUCUUCACACUGUGCCUGGUGGUCAGAACCAGGAUUGGCAUUCUGACAACGGAACCCAUCGCGCUCAGUUCUGGGAUUAUGGACAUUUCCAAGAUUCCAUCAUCGAGUUAUGGAAGGCGAUUGCAGAGCACUACAAGGACAACGCCUGGAUCGCUGGAUACAAUCCUCUCAACGAACCCGCCGACCCCAAGCACACCCGCCUCAUCGACUUCUAUACACGAAUCGAAAAGGCCAUCCGCUCAGUUGACGACAAGCACAUCCUCUUCCUUGAUGGAAACACCUAUGCCGCUGAUUUCAACUACUUCCCGGAAACACCCUAUCCCAACUCCGUCUACUCCAUCCACGAUUACUCCAAAUACGGCUUCCCCUCAUGCGAGGAGAGAUACACCGGCACCGAGACACAAAAGAGCAAACUCCUCGCCUCCUACGAGCGCAAGAUCGCACACAUGAAACAAGUCGGCGUGCCCGUCUGGAACGGAGAAUGGGGUCCCGUCUACGCAUCCGCCAUGCGAAACGACACCGACAUUGAGGAGACGAAUGCAUCGCGGUACCUCCUCAUGCGCGACCAACUAGCAAUCUACAAAAAGGGCGAUCCCUCCGGCGACAGCGCCCCAAUUUCCUGGUCCAUCUGGCUAUACAAAGACAUCGGCUACCAGGGCUUGACAUUCGUCUCCCCAGACUCGAAGUGGUAUCGCCACCUCCGACCCUGGCUCGACAAGAAACUCUCCCUUGGCCUGGACAGAUGGGGCCGUAACGCCGCGCCGGAGGUGGAGAGUAUCUAUCAGCGCGUAAAAGAUCACUUUAACGAAGUUAUUCCUAAGGAACACGCGAGGGUGCUGUACCCACCUACGUGGAGCACGAGUGAUUAUGUUGAUCGGGUUCUGCGGGAUGUGCUGCUGUCGCAGUAUUUGGCGUGGGAGUUUGCGGAUUAUUUCAGGGAUCUGUCGUUUGAGGAGUUGGAUGAGUUGGCGGCUUCGUUUAAGUUUGAGAAUGUGAUGCAUCGGGAUGAGUUGAUUGGGUAUCUGAAGAAUUGGAUUUAG